AAUUUUAACGCCACCGAGGGCGUAGGGCGUAUGCAAAUGCGAAGAAGUUCCGCCUUUAUGAUUAGGUAUAGGUCACCGCCAUUACUGAUCUUGGGGAUGUUAUCAUCUUCCACUUCAAACCUAAACCCUAAUCCUAAAUUACCUCUCACCAUGAAACCCACCUCUCAAAACCCCCAAGCUUCUCACUUGUUUUCAAAUUCCAAUAGAAUUUCUCAACCCAUGACACUUUCCACCAGAUGCUUCACUGGUUCUUCGGACCCCAUCCCCAUUGUGCCCAAAAUCCAAUCAACGGAUCCAAAACCAGAGUUGGAUGACCCGAAUCUUCUUGUAGUUGUCUCUUUCUACAAGUUUGCGGAUUUCCCCGACCACGCUGAGUUGCGGAAGCCAUUGAAGGAGCUUUGUCAGGAACUGCGUGUGUCAGGUGGUAUCAUUCUGGCACCAGAAGGGAUCAAUGGCAGCAUAUGUGGGACACGAGCGACUGUGGAAAGAGUUCUUGCAUUCAUUCAAAGUGAUAACCGUUUGAAGGGGCUUAGACAAAUUGAGUCUCCUGUCAGUCCUGAGGAGGAGGCUAUACAUCAUGGACACAGCAGCAGUUCUCCUCUUGCAGCUGGGGAAGAUGCUCCCUUUCGGUGGGAUCAUGUGAGGGUCAAGUUGAAGACGGAGAUUGUUACUCUUGGAAUGCCGUCUGUAUCACCUGUAGAGAAGGUCGGGAAGUAUGUGAAGCCUAGAGAGUGGAAUACUUUGAUUAGUGAUCCUGAUACGGUAGUGAUUGAUGUGCGCAAUAACUAUGAAACUAGAAUUGGAAAGUUUAAAGGAGCAGUCGAUCCAUUUACUACAGCAUUUCGUGAGUUUCCAUCUUGGGUGGAUGAUCAGUUCCAACUUGAAGGAACUGGUGGCAAUCAGUCAGAGUUAGAGAUCAAGGAUUCAAAUGAAAUUACCAAAGAAGCGGAGAGUACGAAAAAGAAAUUGCCAAAGCAGGUUGCAAUGUACUGCACAGGAGGAAUUCGAUGUGAGAAGGCUUCCAGUUUUCUCCUAAGCAAAGGUUUUAAAGAGGUGUAUCAUUUGGAAGGAGGGAUUCUGAAAUACCUUGAGGAAGUCCCAAAGACUGAGAGCCUCUGGGAGGGUGAGUGCUUUGUGUUUGACAAACGAGUGUCGGUUGAACAUGGGUUGGAACAAGGAACUUUCAAGCUUUGCUAUGGAUGCAAACAACCAGUUAGCGAUGCCGACAUGGAAGCCCAUGAGUGGGAGUAUGGAGUUACUUGUCCACAUUGUUACUCAUCAAAAUCUGAAGAGGAGAAAGAAAGAGCAAGAGCACGGCAAAGGCAAUUCGAGAAUUGGGGCAUUAUUGGUGGUCCUGACAAGGGUCGACGACCAACAUCAAAGGCUGAUAUUGUGAAUAAGAACUUUUCCCAAAGUUCAGUUUAGCUAGUUGACAGGAUGUAAACCAAAAGAAAAGUUCAAAAUUUUGUUGGAAGAUGAGUUUCUGAAGCCAUUUUCAAAUACUUUUCUUUCAGUGGGUUAAGUGUUUGUGCUAUUUCUCUUUGUUAUUUGAUGAGAGACAAAAUAUGCAGUCACAUUAGAGACUCUUUACCUUUUGUGUUUUUUAUACUGAAUGUCAUUGUCUUUCUGUUUAUCUUCAUGUCGUCACUGAAAACAUUUUCAAACAUUGUAUGCCUUGAAAACUUUGAUUUCUAUUUUUAAUUGAUUACUUCUACACUGUGAAAGUGAAAUUACUAUUUUCCCCACGACACAUUCAUUGUACUCUUAUUGGAAUAAAUAGUUGUUAAAGAAAGAAUUAAUGGCUGGUGAGGAACCGAAUGUAAAUCUCUACCGUUCCUAUGGAAACAAUCUAACGGUGUAAAACGAAUAGGGAUUUUAAUAUAAACUCAAGUUUUUCUGGGUGAUUGACAUUGACAUUAAACAUCUGGAAAUAGAAACAAAGAUUCGGUUCAUUAAAGUCGAUUAGGGUUACCAAAUGGCCGGUGAAUCUACUAUUUUCAAGUUCCUCAAGCCAAGGCUUCGUCCUCAACCCAUAGACAUUCAAUCCGCCGCCUUAUGGGGUGUCGCCGCCACCACUGGCGCUAUCUGGCUCAUCCAGCCAUUUGAUUGGUUGAAGAAGACCUUUUUGGAGAAGCCGACAGAAGGGCAGUAGGGAUAGUACCAUGGUGAAAGUUCUGAUUUCGAGUAAGAGGUUUUUUUUUAUAAGAAAAAGACAUGAAAAGAAUUGAUAUGAAUAAUUUACUCAGCUCAUUUUGUUGAGGUCUUUUGUUAUUAAUUUAUGGGAAUAUUUGAUAAAUUUGGACCCAUAAAUUUGUGUUCUCGAGAAUUUUUUGCAUUAUUCAAAAAGUGGAAGUGGCAAAAUUUUGUUCUGUUUCUGAAAUUUUGCCUGAGUA
This is a messenger RNA of Mangifera indica (mango), 2393 nucleotides long. RefSeq names its product rhodanese-like domain-containing protein 7. The transcript is spliced from 6 exons. Bases 31 to 1425 code for a protein of 464 amino acids. NCBI's taxonomy places the organism in Eukaryota, Viridiplantae, Streptophyta, Magnoliopsida, Sapindales, Anacardiaceae. The record is from RefSeq and is a predicted model, not a curated record.